Molecule: messenger RNA, 2890 nt
Organism: Brassica napus (rape)
Lineage: Eukaryota; Viridiplantae; Streptophyta; Magnoliopsida; Brassicales; Brassicaceae
Product: OVARIAN TUMOR DOMAIN-containing deubiquitinating enzyme 5
Exons: 3
Coding region: 186-1157 (323 amino acids)
Biological process (GO): protein deubiquitination
Molecular function (GO): cysteine-type deubiquitinase activity
Source: RefSeq, a predicted model, not a curated record
UAGCUGGGCCUGAAGACCCAUAAAUUAAAUCUGCAUGGAUUUGAAACUUAACUAAACAGCCCACAUACGUUUUCCCGUUUCUCCUUUAUUUUAUUCAGUUUUUUUUUUCUGUUUAUAUUUUUCGGGUCGCGUAAAACCCUAAAUCAAAAACUUGGAUUCUUCUCCUUCGAUCAAAGGAUUCUUAAAUGGCAGACACUAAUGCAUCUGAAGAAACCACCAUUGAUGCUUCUAAGGAGCAAUAUGAAACAGUCGAUGAGAUGCUUGCUAGACACAGGCAAGAGAUAAAACAACUACAGAACAAGGAGACGGAGCUGAAAAAGGCUGCUGCAAAAGGAAGCAAAGCUGAGCAGAAAGCUAAGAAGAAGCAAGUCGAAGAAGACAUCUCCAAACUCUCCACCAAGCUUAAGGAGAAACAGCUGAAAGAGCUCGCCUCGCAAGGCUUCAGCAGCAGCGGCAGCAACAUCUCCAAGGACGAAACGAACGAGAAGAAAGGAGAUAUAGAGACUCUAGUGAGAGCCAUCGCUGGAGUCUCAGUCACCGUUCAGCAAGAACACUCGAAGCCGAGCAAGAGCGUGAAGAGACGCGAGAAACGAGCCAAAGAAGAAGCUGAUAGAGAGCAGAGAAUCAAAGAGGAGCAGAGCAACGUGACAAGCGAUCGCAUGGUGGAGAACCAAAAGCUCGAGAAGAAGCUCAAACCGCUGGGGCUAACCGUCAGCGAGAUAAAGCCAGACGGGCAUUGCCUUUACCGAGCAGUGGAAAACCAGCUCGACAGUCUCUCGGGCGGUGCGUCUCCUUACACGUACCAGAAGCUUAGAGAAAUGGCUGCUGCUUACAUGAGAGAGCACAAAACCGACUUCAUCCCGUUUUUCUUAUCGGAAGCCGAGUCUGAGUCCGAGUCUGCGGAGGAGCGGUUUGAGAAGUACUGCAGAGAAGUGGAGUCAACAGCGGCUUGGGGAGGUCAGUUGGAGCUAGGAGCGUUGACGCAUUGCUUGAGGAAACACAUAAUGGUGUUUUCUGGAUCGUUUCCGGAUGUUGAAAUGGGCAAAGAGUAUAAAUCAGGGGAUGGCUCGAGCCUCAAGCUGUCGUAUCACAGGCAUGCUUUUGGGCUCGGUGAACAUUAUAACUCCGUUGUGGUCGUCAACAACAUCACCGCAUGAUGAUGCACUUUCUCUCAAGCACUCAAGACAAUCUAUACUUUUGUUUGUAUCACAAGUUUUCAAGACUUACUGAAAUUCUAUUGGCUUUCAAACUGUAACUUCAAUUUUUUUUUCAUUACAGUUUCAAGUUUUCAUUACAGAACACAUGAAUGUAGCUGUUCUAAUGUAUGACCUUUGGAAAAUUCUGGAGCUAAUUCGUUUUUGGGGUUCUAGAGAUGGGGGAAAGAGAACAAUAUCGUGUAAACAAGUUGUUACAUCAGAAUCUUUGGGAUGUUAUGAUAUAGAAUCUAUGCUAUGCUCUUAUCAUCAUCAUCAACCAUAAGUAUUCUAAAUCAAUCAUGGUGAGAAUAAACGACACAUGGCCUUAUCACGAAUCUGCCUAAGAUUCCUCAUUUCUGUACAUUUCCAAAUCUAGUGUCAGAAUCAUGCUUUCCUGUAAAAUCUACUGCCAAAUAUUUAAUUUCUCAACACAAUGGACGGGUGAUUCUCUAUCCUCGCAAGACAAAUGCAACAACAGAGAAGAGAAGAGACUCGAGUCUUAAGACAAACUCUCUCUCACACUCAAAAAGUUUGUGAAAGAAACUUGAAAAAAAUGGUUGUGAAGUUAGUGUAAAAGCUAAAAGCAAAGAUCUUGGGUCUGAUCACACACACACACUUUCACUCUAGACUCCAGGUCACACAAGCAGAAAAAGCAUAGCAAAGACGAUCUUUAUUUUUUCACCUUUCUUGCUUUCCGUUUCUUUUGAGCCGAACCUGAAACUUGUGGGGAAUCUAUUGUUUGCUUGAAAAGAUAAGCAUCUAAAUGGAUAAACCAUCAUCCAAUCUCCACCUCAGUUGAUGCAUCAAAAGCAAAAAAGAUAUUGCAACCCAAAAAAAAAAGCAACAUAAGAGCAUACAUAAUCAUACUGCUGCGUAUCUCCUUGGAACCGUGGAUCACUACUAAACCAUAUGGUAAGGGAUAUUUCCGUAUUUAGUAAAAAAAAGAAGAGAUUCUCAUGAACUGUGUAUGCCACUUGGUUCUGAUAUUUGAAAACGAAAGAAUCUAAUAAGUUAUAUGCAGUUUUUAGUGAACGCCAAAGGGCACAACACUGCAUAAGGAACAAAAGAAGUAAAGUAGUGACAUAACGCAAUCUUACCCUCACUAUAAAUAGGCUAACUUUGUAUAUCAAACAACCACAGAGUUCCUCUCUCACACUAAGUCCAACAUUCCUCAUACUAUAUAGUACACGUCCAAAUGGAAAGCAUAAGAAGUUUAGUUGCAGACAAACCAGUGGUGGUUUUCAGCAAAAGCUCCUGCUGCAUGAGCCACUCGAUCCAAACACUGAUCUCGGGAUUUGGUGCAAAGAUGACAGUGUACGAGCUCGAUCAGCUGUCUAACGGGAAGGAGAUCGAGAAGGCGUUGGUACAGAUGGGGUGUAAGCCGAGUGUACCAGCGGUGUUCAUAGGAGAACAGUUAAUCGGCGGGGCUAACCAGGUGAUGACUCUCCAAGUCAAGAACCAACUAGCCGCAUUGCUAAGAAGAGCCGGAGCCAUAUGGGUUUAAAGUCCAAAAAAUACAAACUAGUGAAUAGAAUAAGUGAUGAGAAGAAUCUAUACUUUUUUUCUACAAUGCACGGUUAUGUUUUAAUCAAGUGCAAGUCUGUAGUCACACAACCCUGAUACUAAGAUCAAGAACUUGUAUUCGCAAUGUAUCAGCAAUGUUUAUUAAUAAUCAAUAGAGAAAGAUUUGCAUU